This is a messenger RNA of Porites evermanni, 13095 nucleotides long. Lineage: Eukaryota; Metazoa; Cnidaria; Anthozoa; Scleractinia; Poritidae. The record is from the annotation of a GenBank genome assembly.
AUGGAACAUAUUGAUCGUUUGUAUUUCACCCACUCAUUUGCAAUCGUCUUAAAAGUGUACCUGUAUUUCUGAUUAACAUUAAGCGUAUUCCGGUUAACCUCAGUAUUGUUCUUCCUUCCUCUUUAUAUUACAUUUAUAUUAAAAAUUACUCUUCGUUGAUAUAAAUUGUUAUAUAUGAUAAAUUCAAUAUAAUUCGGGGUGCGAUUGUUUUUAAUUUACUUAUUUAUCAUUAUAAUAAUAAUUAAUUUUUUUGAGAUAAAUAUUAGCGAUAAAAAAUCACGACGUUUCGACCUCUCCGAGGUCAUUUUCAAGUGUAUAAAAGUUCUCUAAAUUAGCAUAAAUAAGUUAAAAACAAGUUAUAAUAGAUAAAAAUGUGGUGAACGCUAAAAUGUGAUAAAAUAUGUAAAAAUGUAAAAAGUGCUAAAAAUAUUUAUAAAGUCAAUGGAAAUAAAACAAUGUUAACAAGAACUACUCUAAACAAAUAAUUUGGCGCGAAUUGAAUCGCACUGUUUGUUAAGCGUCGGUUUCAGUUCUUGGAUAAAAAACAUUUCAAAAAUAAGACAGUCAAAUUUGUUCUGACACUUUCUUAAGAUUCUAAAACUUUGUGCGAUGUCUUCAGGCUCCAUAUCAUGCUGCUCUCUGAGGUGGUUUCCGAUUGCCGAUCCUUUGUGUUCUUCAAUUCGUUGGUGUANACGAUGAGCACGCUCAAUUUCGACGUAUCCACACAAUGUUUCCAAACACACGUGCGAGGCUAUGAAGCCUUGUAUGAAAGCCACACAAUUAUCGCCUUCUGAAUUUUCAGGAAUGUUAUAGAACACCAAGUUACAAGCUUCGGGACCUGUUGCAAAGAUCUUCUACUUCUCUUCUAGCUACUUUAAUUCUGCCUUCCGCUUCAUACUUUCUUUCAUUUCAGCAACGUCGUCGUUGACUGCGCAUAAGCCUUUUUCAAGUUCAGUUACAUUGCUUUUUAUAUUGGUAAUAUUGUGCUUAAUUGUGGAUAACUGAUUGUUAAUUUUGUCCAGCAUAUCCAGCUUUUCUAGCUUCCUCUGUAUAUCAUUCAAAAUGGCGUCGUCAACGAGCACGUGGGCUGAGGUUUCUUCCUCGGAACUGGACACACGCGUUCGUUUUUCGCUCGGUUUUGGUGGCAUUGCUCUUUAAAAAAGAUACGUGUUUAGACGAAAGACUUUCUACUCAUUUGUUUGGGCGAAACCUAUCAUAAAGAAGGCUUGUUCAGGAGAACUCAGAAAAGCGUCUACUCCAUAGGCUCGUCCUCGUUCCAGUCCCCUGCGUAUGUUUUCAUGCUGUCAGACGUGGGAUUGUAAAAAAGAAACAAAUGAACACUUUCUGUUUAUAUGUACGACGAUCCAACUGAGGAGACUGGUGUAAGUGCCAACUUCAGUGAACGACCGAGCGAGUGACACAACAAACAAACUAACGAGUCCCUCAUUCAUCGACAAGGGGCCUUCAAUCGACUGGAGCACAGAUUACAACUUAUAUAAUUGCUUCAUAAUGUGAAAACAAAGAUGUGAACUGUUACCCGGCCGAUGGCGAAAGUUGAAGAAGAAAUCAAAUGCAAGCAUCUAUUAUACUGGUCGGGAAAACGAGGAAUCGAACUUUUAAACAGCUGGGGCAUGUCCGCGGAUGGGCAAAAAAAGCUGGAAAAUUAUUGGAUGAGAUUCGAAAAUUUUGUCAAGCCACACUCCAAUGAGUUAAUAGCAAUGUAGGAGCUUCACAACCACCGACAAGGUACCCUCUCUCCGGAAGAAUUUAUGGCGAAAUUGAGAAUCCCUGCGAAGGAAGCCUACUAUCCGAUACAGCACAAUGAUCGAUUCAUGAGGGAUUUCCUUGUGGUAGGAAUGAACUCUGACCUUUUGCGAAAGGACUGCUUCAAAGUAGGAAAUGCUUUCACCUUCAAGGAAGUUCGUGAUAUGGCAAAGUCAGAAGAGUCGGCUGACAAACAGCUUCAGCUAAUGAAUACCCAAAUAUACUCGAUCAAUGUUCCUAAAGGAUAUCAAGGCCAAGGAAACCAACUACCAACUCCUUAUACUGGCUGAUGUAAACUGCAAGCCUGCAGAAACUGUGACUGGGGUCCCCACCCUCGAGAGCAGUGCCCAGCGAAGAACGCUACAUGUCACUACUGCCAGAAAGUAGGAUACUUAGCAAAGGUAUGUCUGUCAAAGCAAAAGAAGAAAAAUGUGCAUGAAAUCGAAGCGACCAGUGAUGGCGCAACUGAAUCAGUACUAGACCCAAGCCAGUCAUCCCGUGAUCAAAUGUUUUUGUGCCCAAUUAGUGCAACAACCUUGACUAGCAAUGUCCACGUUAGUCCUGUAAGUAGAAGGCCCUUUUAGAGGUUUGCCUGGCGCUGAGCCCCGAAGGAAGCAAACCCGUACCUUGUGUAAGAUAGACUCGGGUGCAGAAACCAACAUCAUACCCAACCAGUCCCUGUACAACCAGCUUUGCCCUAGAAUUGACAAUCUACAGAGGCCCAUUAUGAAGUUAACAGCAUAUGAUGAGACUGAAACCCCAAACUUAGGAUCAUGCCAGGUGUACAUCAAGGUUCCUGACAACCCAUACCCCAAGUCAGUAGACAGGCACAAAUUGUUGAUGUUAAUGGCCCUGCUGUAAUAGGCAAUAUGUCAGCACAAAAUUUAAAUCUUCUAAAGCAAAACUGGACGUUACUGUUGAGAGUAACAGCAAACCUGCCACUCAGUGCUUGAAACUGCAUGAAAUACGUGGCAAACCAAACCCGUCUCCAUUAACAACAGUAUAUCUCUUGAACGAGUAUCAAGAUUUGUUUACUGGUGUUGGGUGUUUCCCAGGUCCUCAUACCACAUAGAAACCAACCCGAGCAUUUCCUUAGUACAACACCACCCCCCCCCCCCCCCCCCUCCAUAUUUCUUUCAAACACCGAUUUUUCUCCGACCCUUUUUUUUCUCUAUAUUUUUUUUUUUCUAUAUUUUUUUUUUUUUUUUUUUUUUUUUUAUAUUUUUUAAUUAUUUUAAAAACUUUUUUUUUACUUAAAAAUAUUAUCUUCUAUAUUGAAUUUUUUUUUUUUUUUUUUUCUAUUAUUUAUAUUAAAAUAAUUUUUUAAAAAACUCCUUAUUAAAAUUUUUUUUUUUUUUUUUUUUUUUUUUGUACAGGUACUAACGACCAAAACUAACUUUUGCUAUUUCUGGGUAGUAGAAAUAUAAAUUGUAAAUUCUUAAGGACGAAAAAAAUAAAAUGAAUGAACUGAAAUGAAAUAACAGGUUGAAGAAGCCGGUUUACGUAUUCUUUAAGUAAUCUUUUCAAAUUAAGUAUGUAAUUGUCAACAACUCAGUAAAACACCAGAGUGUAAGAACCUAAAUUUUUUUGAAGUCUGGAAAAAAGGUUCUUGUAUUUUGAAACAGUUUAGGCAAAUGAGGCUAAUUUGGUUCUCGAUUAGGUUAUAAAUUUCUGUUAGAUAGAGUCGUUGACUGCCAGAAAAAUAUCAGUACAACCUUAGUGUGGUAUUCCAACUGUAUUAUAAAAAUCCUAACCAAACUGAUUGCAGAAUUUUUGUGUAGUGUUAUCUCAAACGUGAAAUUUCUCGGUUAAAAUUUUUAUCAUAGGUUCACUCUAACCCAUAUAUAAGAACCUCCUUGAUCUCUCUUGACAAAGGGCAGUUUCUUAUAAGCGAAAUCGUACUGUACCAGAAUUAUUGGGUGGCAAUAAGACAAACGGAGACAUACUUUCCCGUUUUGGAAACAGAAUUUCUACAUAUCGUGCUCAAAAUUUUAGAGAUGGUUACUUUUGCCGUGAACUUCUAAUAUUCAGACUUGAUCAUAAGCAUAUGCUAAACUCUAAACUCUUAGUAUAUAGUGAAAAACACGGAACGUCUGAAAAUCCAAUAAUUUUGACUUUCACAGAGGUUAACUGCUACGGCUGAAUUAUUAAUAUAUUAUUAUUAUUAUUAUCAUUAUUAUUAUUAUCAUAAUAAUUAUAUUUUUUAUUGGUUCACUCCUUAAACUAAACCUAAAGAUAAAAUCUUUAUUACAAAACCUCAAUUAAAAUCCUAUUUACAAUCAACAAUGUCGAUGAAUGUCGUUAACAAGUUCCGUACACCGUCCUGUCUCUGCGCUACAACCCCCCCCCCCCCCCCACCCCCCCCCCCCUUUUUACAAGAGAGGGCGUGACUAACGGUGAAUUUAUCCCCACAUAUGCAAUGACUUGGUAAAUCGACUAAGGGCAAGUCAUAACGCAAGCGUAGCGAGUCUCUGGACUCUUGCUUGUUGAGUGCUAAACCUUUGUCUGCGAGGGGCAUCGCAUUCAUUUAUUAUUAUUAUUAUUAUUAUUAUUAUUAUCAUUAUUAUUAUUAUUGUUGUUGUUGUUAUUAAACAUUGUACUCGCACUGUCUGUUUUCUCAUUGGCUAAUUGUAAAUUUUGGAAAUCGUAAUCUGUAGGUUGCGCGUAAUGCAUGAUUUUCAAGAUCAAUUUGAAAAUGUCAAGAUGCCGUGUAAGUCCUUAUUUUCUUGAAAAAAUUGUAUAAUAAAACAAUCAUUAUAUUCCGUUUUAGUGAUAUCCGGAAUAAUCAAGGUCUUGGUAAGUGUUAUCAGCCUCGGCGUUCGGCUAGGCUGAUGAACACUUACCUCGAAUUAAUUUGAUUAUUCCGGAUAUCACAAAACCUCAUCCAAUACUUGUUCAUUAUCUGCAUGUAAUCCAUGGGUAUUUAGUAUCUGUUUUGUAUGUUACACUGACCUACACAAAGGUGGGUCUGGAGACGUCACGACUGUGAUAUCUUGAGCUUUUGAUGCUUGAAGAACUUUUACCAGAUUUUCGAUCGAUACUAGUUUGUUUUUUAGGCGCUUUUGAUGGAAAGAGGCAGUAAAGAAACAUCUCAAAGAGAGCUUCCUUGUAUUCAGCAAUUUUUAAAGGAUAGAUGACAACGUUGACAAAAGAAUUACCAAACUGAAGUAGUUUCAUAAGAUGAAAAACCACAAAAGGCCAGCCUUGACACGGAGUACAAAACGAAGCAAUAAUGUUUAUUAUGUGGAAUGGAAGCCAAGUUACGACAAAUGACCCGGAAACAAUGAAAAGUGUUUUUGUUAAAUAGUCAUCUUGAUGUGCUUGUCUUGCCAGGUGAAGACGGGUUUUUUGCUUCCUCCACAUUAGAGAGUACGCAACGCAUGUGAAAAGAAGAGGGCUUGUGAUAGAGACGAUAAUGAUGACAACAAAAGCCAGUUUCGAUAUGAUAUAAAAAUGAAGCAGGACUCGGGCUAAGAUGCCAAGAUGAGCUACGAUCCAAGGGAUACCUAUAACACACGUGUAGAAACGCGACGUCAGCGUUCGAUGGCGUAAAGGCCACAAAACAGCGUGCAUCCUUUCCAACGAAAUGCUAGCCAAGGUGAAUAUUGAUAAAACUCCAGUGAAAAUAUCAACACAUUGGAAUGAAAGUAUCAACAGAUUUUUAGUCGUGUAAAUUCCAACAGCAAUGUACAGAGGCACAGCGAAGGCUCCGACCAUAAGAUCCGCGAUGGCCAAGCUAAUCAGUAGGAAGUGUGGGCGUUUUCGAAGUUUCUGUUUCAAAAAUAUCACAAUGGUGAUAAGAUUUCCGAAGGUAAUAACCACGGAUGUUAAGGCAAAUGUCAGUGUCCAGAAAAUGUUCCAGUACUUAGUGAAAUCCAUGACAAAUCUGAAUCAUAAAAUUUGUCAAUAUUGCAAUUUACCUGCGAAAAAGAAACAAAUCGUUCUAUUUAAGUGAGUUGCAAUAAAUCACUUAGUGGUCCACUUAGGGAAUUCACUUAUGUGACUGCACUUACGAUUCGUAAGUUUUCACUUAAAUGUCGUUUAUGCAGCAGAAAUUGCGCGCAAUGCAUAAAACUAUUUUUACGGGAAAAAUAGCACGUAAAUUUACGGGACCUAUAAGGGUCCCGUAUCCUUACUGUUUUUACUUAAGUUAACCGGAUUUUUUUCUGGGAAGUUUUUUCUUUACGUAAUUCCGUUCUAAUGUGCUUUGUUAACCUCUGAUGUGUACUUUAAAGCCGUCGUUGAAAAAAAAGAAGAACAACAAACAUUUCCAGUAGAUGUUCAGCCUCGGAUAUAUUCUUGAAAUAUUCCUAGAAAAUAUAUUCUUACAGAAAAAAAAGGUGUAGACGAGCUCAUCACCAAGAUACUCGGAAAGGAAAAUCCCUCAUUCGCGUCUAUAGUUGGUGGAAGUAGGCCCGUUGAUGGUUGUAAUGGAAAGGAAGAGUACUUCAGAGAACGAGCAAGACGAAAACCGCGAAAACUGUGAUUUAGUAUUUUGAAUAUUUUAUAGAAAAGGCGCAAUACAAAUAAUAAAUGUUAUUGUUAUUGUUAGUAAAUUUUAGGGCACAAGGACAUGGAGAAAGGCACAUUCAGAAGAUAAAUGAAGAGGGUUAUAUGAAGAACAUGGAAUAAAAAUGGUAUUUCUUAAAAAGAAGGAACAGCUGUAACUUAAGACGAAAACUUAACAGUGAUGAGUAGUUUAGAACCUGUGCGGAUGUUGCUUCAAAAAAUAUUUUUGAGUAUGUCGAAGAUUCCUGGUUGAAAUUUUUUUUAAGAAAAAUGAGGAAACUCUUCCUUUUGUUGCAUGAUAUAAAACGUAAUCUAACUACCUUUCCCUAUUUUCUUUAUCAGCCUUAUAUGGGGCACUUAAUUUGAUUUCUCAAAGCAGUAUUUAUAAUUAAUCAUGUAAUUAUUACAUAAUAUAUGAAACUGGGUUGUGCCUAACAAAAGGACAGCCGAGGAGUACUAGGAACGAAUUUCCGAUUCGGGCCGACUUCGGAAAUUCUCGAAAUCAUCCAAAGUGCAGGUCACAGGCCACAGGUCAGGUCACAGGUCAGAUCAUAGGUCAGAUCACAGGUCACACUCAAAAACAAUAAGACACUGGACAGAACUGUUCUUGAUUGACAUUUUCUUACACAAAAAUAAAACAGGCCAAGGAACCUCAAUUAUAUUUUUUUUCUGUUCUGAACUUUACCAAAUUCCAUACAUGAGAAAAUAUAUUCAUGUUGAUCACGCAAGGAGGACUUGCGUUACAGCGUAACCAAAGUUGGUAACGAAAUCACAAAGGUACGCAAAAUCACGUGAUUUGUUAAAAAAAAACGCAUCUCAAAACGAAGGGUUGUUGCGUUAAGAAGAUCAUGACGUGUUUGUGGAUGUUUUGAAAAGCAUUCGACGCAAAAACGGAAGAAAAACUUAAAAAGUUUAUUAAAAAAAUUCCUUAUCUAUUUACUGUUUGAUCUUUUUUGUGACAACAACAAAUAUGUAAUACCGGCCAGCCGGACAGGACAACUUAAUACGAAAUUUUUUAAGCAAUUGCCUAAAGUAAAAGGUCGGGAAUUUUUCAAAGAACAUAAGAAUCUCAAACAUCGCAAAGUAUACCGUAACCUUUGACUGUCAGUUCUCAGUGUCCCCCUGGGUGAACAUUCUUUGGUGAUUACAACAACAAGGAAUGAAUAAAACUAUCUUUGUUCAGCGGUCCCCAGCUGGUAGGAAAAAACCUUCACAAAGCAAGGUGUGUAUUACAAUGUAACAAUAACAAGCUACAUGUCAUGUAGUAAUGCAUGCAGCCAACUGCUGACAUCAUGAGCAAUCAUGGGUUUAGGAUGUCCUGCUAGGCGGUACUAUUUUCAAAGAUAAUACAGGCCAAAACGACAAGGCAUGUUGACUAAACUAACUAACUAACUAAUGUUGCUAAAACUCAGGAUGUUCCGUUGGACGGUACUAUUUUCUAUGGUGAUACUGGCCAAAAGGACAAGGCCACUUUUAUAAAUAAUAAUAUUCCUAUAAUAGAUAAACUAAGCUUGUGGAAACCUACAGAAAUCAAGUUCUACAACACAGUUUAACAACGAAAGCUAGAGUUGAUGUACAUGCCAACAUAUAUUGCUAUAAUUUAGGAUUUCCCGUUGGAAGGUACUAUUUUCUUCUGUUAUACCGGCCAGCGGGACAAGACAAAUUGAUACUGGCUGGCUGGCUAUUGGCUGUCAACCACCCACGUCAUCAAAUAUUGAGAAUUUAUAGGGAAGAAAUGAUAGAUGACGUCAUAUCACAAGACAAAUGACGUCAUUUGUGCCAAAAAUGCUCGUUGAUUCCGAUCGACGUAUAUAUCACAUAAAAAGUUCAUAUUUAGCCACAUUAUUGCUUAAAUUGCAGUGGCAUACCAGACUUUACGGGAAAACGUUUCCGCAGUAGCUUAAACAACGAAAAGUAUUUCAAAUUUUAUGGUCGGAAAGUCGAGUGUACAAGAAAUAGCAGUUUUGGCGAUUAUCCCGGAGAUAUCAGACUCUAAUCUGGAGACCGGGAGAUACGGUCCAAAAUUUGGAGUCUCCCGGAUUAUCCGGGAGAGUUGACAGCACUGCAGUGAGUGAUAAGACAUUUAUAAAAGGAUUGCUUACUAUUACGGGACUAAGAACUCUUCAAAAAUCACAAUAAACGCAAACUUAGUUAACAAGACCGUAAAAUUACGUUUCUCUGGCGAUAAAACGGCUCCUUUGGCUGUCAGUUUUCACCAUGUUUGGGCCGCCAUAUUGGAUGAUUUCGAGAAUUUCCGAAGUCGGCCCAAAUCGGAAACUCGUUCUUAGUACUCCUUGGCUGUCCUUUUGAAUAUGAUUUAGGCACAACCACACUGACGUCCAGGAAUAGCAUAAAUUAGCCAUAAUUAUUUUUUCUCGCUUGGAUCAAAUGCAAUCAAAAAGUGCUGUUGAUGAUUUAAAGCUUCCACUGGAUUGUCUUUAGAAUUAAAAACAUUUUGAUGAGUAACCACCCUAACAACUGAUUCUUCUGUUGACUAGGGGUCAAUGAUUUAAAGCAUUUUAGUUUUACAAAAAUUAUAUUUAUAUUAAAGCUUAAUCAUUUUAAUAUUAUAAAAAGGAAACAUUCCACUCUCCAGUCAUGCAACUUAUUGGGCUAUCGAACGCUAAAAAGAAAAAUUUUGUUGGCCCUGACAUAUUUGUAAGCGCCUUUUGGACCAUAUGAGGGAACAACACAAAAAGAAUAGUUCGGCUGGGUUUGAAAACAAAACCAACAUCAGCUCUCGUGUCAAUAAGACAAACUGUUAAAGAGUAUGAAAAAUUGCUCACCGUCGGGAAUUCUAUGUUGGCUGUCUGAUUUCCAUGUAGUUGAUAUUUCUAGCCAAGUGAGAGACGUGACGCGAUGCCUAUCCAUUUUGAAAAAAGAAUGUAAGCAGCUGCUGUUUACUGCUAUUUUGGAACUUUUGCAAUGUGUUUUGAAAAAUAUUUAUUUCAAAGAAAAAGGGAAAUAGUAUCGUAUUAAUUGUGACAAAAAAUAGACACAGCUGUUCGAAUCAUUUCCGAUCGACAGAUUUUUCCUGAAGCCCAAGCAAAAUACUUUCUAUAGGUCGUAUUCAAAUCUCUGAUGCAACUAGGAUACCAAAUGCAGCUGAAUAUUGAAUUGUCCGGUGCAGAUAUUUGAAUGCGAUUUUCAAAGUUUUCUUUUUUGGUCUUUAAAAUUUAACUUAUUCUAACGUCUAAUUCUAAAAUAGGAACAGUUGAUCCCAUAUUUAAGGAUGCGUGUGUAUUUUGCAAUUAAAUCACUUGAGGUUUGAAACAUUUUGUCUAUCCCUUAUUUAUUUUUCCUAUUUAUUAUCCCCUUUUAAUUUUAAACUUAAUCUGAAGCAAUCUGCAGUUACCUGCAAAGGAAAAUUAUUUUCAAGAAAUGUUCUCCUGUCUCUUAUUAAAAUGAAAAGCUAUGAGGCAAAAACACGAAAUCGUUUCCCUUCCGGGUCUAAAAACUUUACUACUCAAUUUUCCCUUCAGCAUGAUAGCAAUGCCUUACAGUUUUUCCUGUGGAGGAAAAUUUACAUUUUUAAAGCCAUCUAUUUUGCCACCUAAUACCGUACAUGGAUUCAUGUACUUAUCUCACAAGUUUCUCUCUGCAGUUUGUUUUAUAGAAGUUUGAAGGAGAAAUAAAAGAAAUAUAGUGCCACUGAUUCUGAAUAAAACACAUAUCGCGACAGUGCUAACAAAUCCAAAUAUAAUACAAAUGCGAAAAUGCAUGCAGUGAUGCCUAACUUAAACCAGUUGGACACUACGGUGAAGAAGAUUAAAAUUAUAUAUUUAAAACCGAGGUUUAGGCCAAACGUCGAACUUUUCAUGAACUUAACUCUCUAAAAGUUUGGCUCGUUUCAUGAAAAGACGUUUGGCUUAGGCCUUAUAGUCUGAGUUAUUUUAGGGAAACUUUUACCAAAAGGCUUAAACAUGCAUAAACCCACUAUAGUAUUUAAACGCGAGGCGGUCGUAAUACGUAUUUUCCCAUAGUGAUUACCCAGCUCACUCCAAAAAACUGAGUAAGAAGAAAAUUAUCCCUGCUGUAAAAGUACAAGUUAAUUUAAAGGAAGGAAUGUUUUCAUAAAUAUUGUGGUGAAUUUCAGAAAACAAUUAAACUAGAGUUGCUUAUUGUAAACGAGCAUUUUAAAUUCGAAGAAUGUAAUAUUAGUACGGCAAGGUUUUGGGAUAGUGAUAGCACUCGCAGGAAAACAAUAAGGAACGAGCGACAGUGAGAGAUGUGUCCAACACUUGUCGGAAAUUAGCUGAGACGAGGCAGACUUUAAGAUCAAGCUCUGUCAACUUUAAAAUUUGUACUGAAUUUAUUGAUAAAUGGCUCGAUAAAACAGAGUGUACGUCUCUGUGAAUAGGUAAAUAUAUCCGUUUUUUAAUUUUUUUUUUUUUUUCAUGCCCCUUGCUCUGAAUAGACCUUGGCACCGUUUGCACACAAAACGUCAUUUUAAAACUUACCAACCUGCGUUUUUCAUAAACUGAGUUCCGCGUUUUUUUGAGUGUAAUAUUUUAAAAAUUAAUGACUAGUUUAAUUAAUUACUAUUCUUUGAGAUCGAGGAAAAUAUUGCAUAAGACACUAUUAACCUUGAAUUUUAACAAUAUCAGAAAUAAAACCAUUAAAAGUUGACUUGAUUGACGGGUUUAUUCGAACUGUGCAUGCGUAGCGCUGAACACGCAACAUGCGCAAAAGUCAGAUCUUCAUGUUUAUACAGAAUUUUCAUACAUGGCAAAUUCUACUUCCAAUCCUUUAUCUUUCUAUAGUGUCAAUGGCUUUUAAAAGUUUAAUUUGCAACCCUCGCCCAAGCUGAAACUAAGUGAAGGAGGCUCAAUAUGGGUCUCUCUUUGCAAGUGCUGUCAGGUGCGGCUCUGAUAGAAGUGGGUGUCGUUUUUCCCGAUAAUGAAACACACACACAUAAAGCGUAAAUCACCGUUGGCUUAACACUAGUAACAAACUGGCUUUACGAACUUAUAUGCGUUGCGACUCGACGUUUCACACUCUACAUCAAUGGUCAGAAUAUAAUACAGUAAAAUUGUUGUCUACUUAAUUGAACUAAGAACAGAAGAAUAAUUAUAAUUAUUUUCAAUUAAUUGUAUCACUCACUCAUUACAUGUAAGCACCUUUGAUUAACCCCUUUGUUAUAAAAGUUGAUAACGACAAAACUGAAAUUUUAUUCUACGAAGCUAAAAGAUUAAAAGGGAACAAGCCGAUGGUUUUUAGACCAAGGACGCAUUUUCAGGGUAAAGAACCGUCCUCCAGGCGAACAUUUUCUCUUUGUCUUAGGCGAUUUUCGAUGGCAACAGGACUAGGUUUUAUCGUACAAAGUAUUCGUCAACUAAAAAAGGGUCUGAUUCCCACGUAAGUGAUCGAUGGGCGGGUUCAAAUUAUUACAAGGAUUUGCACCUGAGAUUCACACCUCUAAAUCUCAAGUUGGAUGUAAUUAUCACUGAUUUUUAAAUGUCUUUGUCUUUCAAGUUUCACAUGUGCAGAAAUAUUAAAGGCUUCAUUAUUCCAACAAUGGGGUAACCGAUUGAACGAUUAUGUCCAUCUUACACAGAGAAAGUAACUUUUCCCAUCGGAAAUAGCCUAAAACAUCUCAAAGUUCACUAGCUGGACGGUCUAACUUUCUUUUUGCCCAUAACUGAUCCUCAGUUCUCAAAUAUUAAUAACAAGGAUUAGAUUCAACCUUAUGAUGUAAUUUUCUAACUGAUAUACUGUAUGGCUAAUUUGACUUUUUUUCUUGAAAGACAUUUUUUAGCAGCAGUAUCCCACCUCGUAUUUCCCUUUUCAUUCAAAUUAAGUUUUUUCCUUUAAAAGUUUUAUUAACACAAGAACUAAUUGUAAUUAAUUAGUCGUAGUCAAAUACAAUGAUCCCACUCAAAUAGCCCAUUGACCAACUCGUCGAGUUUGCUUGUGGGUCAAUUAUCACGCCGUUAUGAAGAUAGCCUGAUUCUUGGACCUGACUGAGGUCGUUCGCGGCAGCUUCGCUUCUCUCCGUGAAGAAGGUUCAGUGGCGAUGAAAAUUGUUUACUCAUAAUGAAUUCCAUCGCAGGUUUACUAAUCUUAUAUUUGAAAAUCCUUCUCAGUGCCGAAGCAGAAAAAGACACAAGAAUCGAAAAACGUUCCACUCUGGGCGCCAUUAUAACAAAGAAAGGUUUCUUUUUAAAGGGUUUUUCUUUUAAGCAGGCGAGAGUAUCGAGCUUUACCUCAUGUGGCCAGGUUUGUCUUAAAGAUCCGAGGUGUAUAUCCACAAACUUUAACCUUCUAAUUGAAGACAAAAGGUAUACUUGUGAGUUAAACAGCGCUGGUCUGCAAGAAGACGACACUUUGGUACCACAUAAAGGGGUGGUGUUUUCACAGUAUGCUUACAAAAAGGUAAGCUUACAUACAAUCCUUGAUAACGAGAAAAAAAUAAUAACAAAAAAGAACAUUUUGUCAGUUUAAAAAGCACGAGAUAUUUGAGCUAUGGACGCUGUUUUAUUAAUGUGGCUAUUGGUGUUCUCCAUAGUUCGCUAGGCUUUUUGUUCAGAUACUGACGAUUUAAUCAACUUGUUUGAAUAACGAAUACGAUAGAUUGACGCUUAAUAUAAUAGACCUCAGUUUUAACCCACUUACCAAUUCAUUAAGGCGGCUGCUAAGCAAAAUGGAACCACUAACAAGAUACGAUUACGCUUUUGAUUUUAUGAAGGACCACAGACUGAUACAAAGGUAAAGUAAAGAACUUAAAACGCUGUUUACUAUUUUUAAUAGCACAAGUUUCAUGACAUCAAUGAAGGGCACACGGAUGGUAUAGUAAAUUCUUCAUUCUUUCUUUAUUCUUGA